AUGCGCAUACAUACCGGAGAAAAACCUUACAUAUGUGAUGCGUGCAAAAAAGGAUUUGCGUCUUCUGGCAGCUUGCGUAGACACAAGGUCAUGCAUACCGGUAAAAAACCGUACAUAUGUGAUGUGUGCAAGAAAGCACUUAGCAGUUCUAGUGGUUUCAGUAUACACAAACGCACUCAUAACGGUGAAAAACCGUAUAAAUGCGAUGUAUGCAAGAAAGAAUUUAGAUCUUCUAGUAAUUUGCUUGAUCACAAGCGCAUACAUACCGGCGAUAAAUUGUACAAUUGCGAUGUGUGUAACAAAGGAUUUACGUCUUGUAGUAAUUUGAAUGCACACUUACGCAUACAUACCGCAGAAAAACCAUACAAAUGCAAUGUGUGCAAGAAAGGAUUCAGCACUACUGGUGUUUUGAUUACACACAAAUGCACACAUGACGGCGAGAAACCGUACAAAUGCGAUGUGUGCGAGAAAGGAUUCACAUGUGCUAGUAAUUUGAUUACACACAAGCACACACAUACCGCUGAAAAACCGCACAUAUGUGACGUGUGCAAGAAAGGAUUCACGUCUUCUAGUAAUUUGAAUGCACACAUGCGCAUACAUACCGGGGAAAAACCUUACAUAUGUGAUGUGUGCAAUAAUGGAUUUAGGACUUCAAGUGAUUUGAAUAGACACAAACGCAUACAUACCGGUGAAAAACCACAUAUGUGCAAUAUUUGUGGGAAGAACUUCACACAAACUGCACAUUUGAAAAAACACAAUUGUAUUACGUAA
This is a messenger RNA of Thelazia callipaeda (thelaziosis nematode), 771 nucleotides long. The record is from the annotation of a GenBank genome assembly. Lineage: Eukaryota; Metazoa; Nematoda; Chromadorea; Rhabditida; Thelaziidae.